Molecule: messenger RNA, 1086 nt
Organism: Clonostachys solani
Lineage: Eukaryota; Fungi; Ascomycota; Sordariomycetes; Hypocreales; Bionectriaceae
Source: the annotation of a GenBank genome assembly
AUGGCCAAGACCAGACGCGAUCCGGGCAAGGAGCACUUCCCCCCCUACCCCGGCGGCUUCACCUUCCUGCGUAUCCUCCAGCUCAUCUUCGCCAUCCUGGAGCUGGGUCUGGCGGGUUUUGCCCUGAGCAAGGCCCAAGGUGCAGGUCUCGCCUUUGUCGCGGCUCUGGCCGUCGUCACUGCCAUUGUCAACACCUGGAUCGUGAGCGCCCACUGCUGCGCUCCCCGGGCCUACAACUACUGGGCCGUCCUCGUCUUCGAAAUGCUCUUCCUCCUCUUCUGGCUCAUCGCCACCGCCCUCCUGGCCCUCGCCGCCGUCGGCAUCUUGGCCUACGACCACCUGUACCCCGGCAGCUGCUACAACGGUCUCUGCCUCGGCGACUUCAAGGGCAAGAGCAGCACCAAGGCCAUGCAGGAUCUAUACGCCGUGUUCGACGUCCUGGGUCCUGUCCUGGCUGCUGCCGCUGGUGUCGCCGCCAUUCAAUUCCUGUUCUACUUCAUCUCUCUGCUCAUCCACAGCAUCGUCGUCUGCAAGCACCGCCGCGCCGGCAUGCACAGCAAGCCCGUCAAGGCCGGCAGCGGCAACAACGCCAUGUUCCCCAUGAAGACGCAGUACGCCCCCAUCAACCCCCAGGACGCGCCCGCCGGCCACCAAGACACGGCCUACAACCCGAACGCACCGUACGGAUACAACGCGGCCGUGCCCCAAAACACCGGAUACACAUCAUCUACGCCAAACACCGGCUACGCAUCACCCCCUCCACAGAACACCGGCUACAGCUCGCCCGCGCCCCAGAACACGGGAUACUAUGCCCCUCCUCCUACCACCACGCCGGCCUACCCGACCCAGACCUACGGCCAAGUCACCGACGUCAAGGCCGCCUCCACGGAGCACUCGUCCACCACGGGCGUGCCGUACCAGUCCUCCGUCUCCCCCUCCUCCAGCUCGGCCCCCUACGUGCCUCCCCCCUACACGGCCCCCGCGUACCAGCCGGCGGCCAACUCGUACGCCUAUGAUCCCAACUCGAUCAACGGGACGGGCAACGCCCAGCAGCCGUACCAGCCUCCUCCCCCGGGCGCGUACUAG